AUGACAAUUGCCAUAAUUUAUAUGGCUGAGGAAUUUAAUUGGAGCCCUAAAAUACAAGGCAUCAUAUCGUCAUCUUUUUAUUUUGGAUAUUUUAUGACCCAGAUUAUAGGUGGUGCGCUUACUGACAAAUUCGGCGGUAAAAGUGUAUUAGGUAUAGCUGCUGUAACUUGGUCACUCUUUACUUUAAUUACUCCAAUUGCCGCUAGAAUCAACUUAUAUGUGCUUAUAAUGUGUAGGAUUUGUUUAGGAAUUGGUGAAGGUGUAUGUUUUCCAUGUGUUCACUCUUUAGUUUCAAAAUGGUUUCCGCCCCAGGAACGAACUAGAGCUGCUUCUGCUAUAUCUGUUUCAAAUUUUAUUGGUUUGGUAAUCGCCAUGCCAAUUUCAAAUUUAUUAGGUUCUAGUCAGUUGGGUUGGGAAUGUAUUUUUUGGGUAUUCUCAAUUAUUGGUUUGAUUUGGUCUGUUUUUUGGCAUUUUUACGGGGAAAGUGUUCCCACUGAUUAUUCAGGAAUUAACAAAGAUGAAUUAGACUGGAUUUUGGAAAACAAAACAUCCAUUAGUAAAUCGACUAAUGAAUCAAUUGAUUGUCCUGAAAACAAAAUCGGUCAUUAUCGAUCAUGUUCUAGUGAAUGUAUUACUAUUACUGACGAAGAGCUUGGUCGUCCUCGAAAUGAAAAUGACAUGUUAUUACCAAAGGGUCGAAUAUCAUCAUCGUCACAUAAAGUACAUAAAAUUCCUUGGAAAUUAUUAUUUUCUCGUCGCGAAGUGUGGGCAAUUAUGAUUGGUUCAUUGUUUAAUGGUUGGAGCCAUUUUGUUCUGCUUAAUUGGUUACCAAUAUUUUUUUACGAUCAUUUUCAUGUAGAUAUUAAUUUAGUUGGAUAUUACACUGUUUUACCUUACUUUUUAUACAUUAUAACGGGAGCUAUAGUUGGUUGUAUCUGUGAUUAUGCGAUUAAUCAACUAAAAAUUCGCGUUUUAACUGUACGAAGAUCUGUUUGUAUAAUUGGUGGCUUUGGAAUGUCAUUAUCUCUAUUACUUUUGGAUAUUGCUCCAAAAUAUGCGGGUUUUGUAUAUGGUUUAGGAGGUACUUUUGCAUUAAUCCCUGCUUUUUUUGGUGUAGCAUUAACCGGUUGGAUAUUAGAAGUUACUGGUAAUGAUUGGAGUAUUAUUUGGAAUAUGUGUUCCUUAUGCUAUAUUAUCGGGGUUUCAUUUUUUGUUUGUUGGGCUGGUGGAGAG
Cetraspora pellucida is the source of this 1233-nucleotide messenger RNA. The record is from the annotation of a GenBank genome assembly. Lineage: Eukaryota; Fungi; Glomeromycota; Glomeromycetes; Diversisporales; Gigasporaceae.